Gadus chalcogrammus (walleye pollock) is the source of this 920-nucleotide messenger RNA. RefSeq names its product heparan sulfate (glucosamine) 3-O-sulfotransferase 3B1b (gene hs3st3b1b). The record is from RefSeq and is a predicted model, not a curated record. Gene Ontology annotation, molecular function: [heparan sulfate]-glucosamine 3-sulfotransferase activity. Bases 302 to 913 code for a protein of 203 amino acids. The transcript has a single exon. Lineage: Eukaryota; Metazoa; Chordata; Actinopteri; Gadiformes; Gadidae.
AGCGCGCGGAGGUUGAAGGCUCUGGCAAGCCACUGUUGUGCGUCUCUGUGUCAGCCUCUCUCCGUCUUCCAUGUUUACACCCUAAUUAUGGUGAAACUUUGCUCAGUGACUUUUCAUUCAUGGAUUUAUAGCAAAAACUGAGAGCUGUGAAUAGCAUUCUUUUUGGACUUAUUUAUUAUUUUAACAUUUUACACCAAUCGGGCAUGUGCGCAAUCUUGCAAGGAUUGUAGAAACCAAACGAGUAUUCGUUUUCUUGGGGCAAAUAUGCGUCGCUGGAAUAUGGUAUGCACUCGAAAGGCUUAUGGAAUAUAGCCUGUUUUGCCAAAGUCUGUAUGCUUGCUCGUCCAGCCCAGUAAAGAAGAAACUCUUCCUACUUGGCAUCAUGUUCUUACUGUGGGUGUACAUGCUCUACUCCUGCGUGGGCUACUGCUCCGGCAUGCCUAGCCUAGUGGUGGAUAGUUACCGGAGCAAGGACACCGAGUCGUCGGUGGGCAAGCGGACCGAGAACAGCCGAGUGGACCUGAUGUCCCGACUCAUGCCCGUGAAGCCGCAGCAGCAGGCGUGGGUAGACGACGUGGAGGCAGACUACGACGAGCCGUCCGUCAGGACAGCCGUGUCCAGAGACUUGCUCCAUAACGAGAUCGAGACGGACGAGAGGACGAGCGACGACUGGGACGGAGAGAUGAGAGGGGAGCAUCAGCAGAGGUCCGCCGCCGAGCCCAGCGCCAUGUCGAGCUUCUCCAACGGCUCAGGCAGCAAGAAGCUGCCACAGGCGAUCAUCAUCGGGGUGAAGAAGGGGGGCACGCGGGCGCUGCUGGAGUUCCUGCGGGUGCACCCCGACAUCAGGGCCGUGGGCGCGGAGCCGCACUUCUUCGAUCGCAAUUAUAACAACGGGCUGGAGUGGUACAGGUAAAAACAAG